GAUUCUAAAUAAAACGUUUUUUAUUGCAAGGGCUUCUGUAUAUUUUGCGGUUGCCACGUUACGUGUCUUGCCGCCGCUGAACAUGUCCGUCCGCGCCGCCGCCGUGCUCUGCAUGGUCCUCUCGGUGAUGAGCCUGAACACAGACAUUCCGUCCGGACAACCUGAAUGUUUCUUCCUUGAGUCCCCAAAGUACAAGGAAGGGCUGUCGCUCAACUACCAAGUGCUGCGCGGGAUGGGCGACGAACUCGUGACAACGAUGAGCAGCCCGAGCGGAAUCACCCUCUUCCACAAGACUGGUCCAACUGGACGCUUCGUAAGCCCUGUCCCCGAAGACGGCAUCUACCGGGUCUGCUUUGCCCAGAACACUCUGGUCAAUAUCCGUGUUGGGUUCUCCUUUCACGCCGACGAUCCUGCCCACGACGUCCUCUCAAAUGCCGACGCCACCAAGAUCGAGCAAGCUCGAGCGGUGGAGGACAUGGUGUAUGAGCUGAAUACCCACCUGGACACGGUCAAAGACACACAGUCGUACAUGAAGGCCAAAGCCGUCUACCACCACAGCGGUAAGCGCAGUUCUCUCGUCCUUCCUCGUUGUUCACGGUGUCACAUGUCUGCGGGAGAUGGUGCUUUGUCGUCGCUGCCCAUGUUUAUUCCCUGUUCACACACGGUUGCUGCAUAGUUGUGGACAACACGAACAGCCGCAUCGUCUUGUGGUCGUGCAUCGAAGCCACGAUCCUCGUGGGCCUUUCGUUCUGGCAGAUGUCAUACCUUCGUCGAACGUUUGAAGUUCGCCGCGUCUUUUAGACGCAUCGUCGCGCCAUGCAGACGUACUCUGCGUCGAUCCCUUAUCGAGUCGUUACAAUCCAUUGUUCUCUUGUCGUGCAGUCGCCACGUCGAGUGGACACCCUCGCCCACCGAUUCUUCAUCGCACACGAAUGCAUCCCCCGAAUUCUCGAAAGAUGCAUGUCUCGUUCCCACGAGGUUCGUCUCCAUGCCGCCCGUCGACGUCUCUUCGUCCACGCCGGACGCGUCGCUUGCGGCAAACCAGCGACAGAUCAGGAACGCACCC
Aphanomyces invadans is the source of this 1066-nucleotide messenger RNA. RefSeq lists its product as hypothetical. Gene Ontology annotation, biological process: endoplasmic reticulum to Golgi vesicle-mediated transport; Golgi organization; intracellular protein transport. The transcript is spliced from 2 exons. The record is from RefSeq and is a predicted model, not a curated record. NCBI's taxonomy places the organism in Eukaryota, Oomycota, Saprolegniomycetes, Saprolegniales, Verrucalvaceae. The coding region runs from base 83 to 676 and encodes 197 amino acids. Gene Ontology annotation, cellular component: COPII-coated ER to Golgi transport vesicle; endoplasmic reticulum-Golgi intermediate compartment; Golgi apparatus.